AUGUCUUGCUCGUCACUUCUAAAAACAUCAGACGGCGCCCAAGCGUCCUGCUCUCGGCAUAAUCCAGGGCCUGCCCCCCAGGUGUCCCCCCAGACGUCCCCCCAGGCGGCUCCAAAGACGUCCCCCCAGGUGGCUCCCCAGACUUCCACCCAGGUGUCGCCACAGGUCACCCCACAAGUUGCCCCUCAAGUUUCCCCUCGACCAGACACAAGCGCUGCUCCACCGCCCCCUAUACGGACCACGGCCUCUGUUUCAACUACGGGGGCUCGCCAACCACCACCAGUGCCUGCUAGGGCCAGCGCCAUUACAACUAUCACCGAAGAGACCGCUCCGCGCAAGUCUUCGAAGCGCCGCGGUCGCCGAGGCUCGUCGCCCGCACCGCAGCCACGGUGA
Molecule: messenger RNA, 393 nt
Organism: Hyposmocoma kahamanoa
Lineage: Eukaryota; Metazoa; Arthropoda; Insecta; Lepidoptera; Cosmopterigidae
Product: serine/threonine-protein kinase C-like
Exons: 3
Coding region: 1-393 (130 amino acids)
Source: RefSeq, a predicted model, not a curated record